AAUUAGGCCUGUCAGGUAGCACUUACUCUCGGGCCAUGUAGAACAGAAACAACCCCCAUCAAUUUAAUAGGUCAGAUUCAGAUUACAGGAGUAAAACAUUAAAGGUCAUGUGUUGUCUGUGGUUUACUUCUGGCCAUACUUACAAAGGAGGCAGAAUUCAUACAUAGCCCAAGAGGGAGGUUCAAUCUGUAAGGCAAAACUCAGGAAAUGUCGCUAUAUUUACUUUGUUAGCUUUGAGCAACCCGCCAAAUUCAAGCUAGUAGUGUUGGGUUACGAUAUGUGGACUCUGUGGGUUAUAACUCUCUGGUUAACGUUAUUUCACUAGAGUGCUCCACGAAAUGGCAAUGUGGAGCGACGCUGAACUUCUGACCAACGAGGAUUCAAGCACUCUCCGUUUAGGCAGUGGGCCAAGCGAGGAAUAUGGUAGCGGCCUGUAUCAGGUGGAUACACUGGUCAAAAUCUCCAAUGCCAGUGAGGUGAGGACGGAUCCCCAUCUCUCCUCCUCCAGUGGUUCAAACUGGAGCAUUGUUGUUGCUGACAAGACUGUUAUCCUCUUUGACCAGAAUUAUCAGACCAUCCUGCUGCUUCUUCACUUUGAAACUGAUGUGGAUGCCAUUGAUGUGUGUAUGGAAGGAAAGUUUUUGGUAGUCUGCGAAAGAAAUGGAAACCUUCAUUUGAUCUAUGUUCCACACAAGAGAAUCCUUCUCACCAGAGCUUUGGUAGAGAAUUCAUCCAGUGGAGAUAAGAAAACAUAUCGCUAUCUCAUCCUAGAAGAGGACAAGGCGUCCCUAGGGAUGUACCAUGUGUUCCUUCUCAUAAAGGAUGGUUUUUUCCACAUUACAAACCUCGCUUUGGCAAAGAUUGAGACAGCCAUUAAGAAAAUUGACGAUGUGGGAGCUUUGAAAGAGCUCCAGUCUCUCAUCAAGAUAGACUUCUGCUCCACCAAGGAUCACCAUGAUGAGGGCUGCAGUACUGCAGUGAUGUUCAGUCUGGGCCAUGAAAUGCACUUGAUGAUUGGGGGGGAGAAAGAAAAUGUUGUGACUCACUGGAUGAUGGACCCUCAUAAGGCCAAGAUGUCCCUUGCUCACUCUGUUGACAACAGCUUAAUCCCAGGUGUCAGGAAGAUGGUGGUGGUGGAGAACCUCCUGUAUAUUCUUGACACCGAGGAUGCCCUGAGUCUUUGGGACCUGCAUUUCCUUGUCAUGGUUCACUGUUGGACAGAUCUUUCUGUUCAUGACUUUGAACUCACCACAGAAUGUGGCUCUGCCUCCAUGGUUGCCCAAGACAGGGGCAGCAUGAAGAUGAUCACACUGACAAAGCAGGACAGCAGCCAGAUCAGUUCACUGCAAAUCCGAUUUCUGCCCUCUAUGACAGUUUGCUACUCUCUAGAUGUCUCCUCAGUCUCCUGUCUUGUUCAGACAAAAAUAAACAUGGACACAAUUUAUAUAGUCGAGGGCAUUUGUGAGAACCCUGAAAGUCGUGGAGAGCCUGUGUCUGCUGUUGUUGUCAGAUGCUUCACAGAGGCUCUGCCAGAGAACCGACUUAGCAGACUACUUCACAAACACAUGUUUGAAGAGGCUGAGAAGUUUGCCAUCACAUUCGAGCUGGAUUUAGAACUUGUUUACAAGGUGAAGCUCGACUUUGUGCUGGAGCAGCUGGCUUCUGCAUCGGUGGGUGGCUAUGGACAGGAUGUGUGGUCUGAACUCGUGGAUGAGGCAAAGACCAACCUGAUGAAACUCACGGAUGAACAGUAUGUAGUGGAAUACUGCCUCAAGGCUCCAUGGCCAACCUUUGAGACAGCGGAAAAGAUGCUGAACCAUGCUGCUGCACGAUACUCAUCUUUACAGAUCCAGGAGGCCUUGGCCAGGCUAGCAACAUUCUGCAGCCUUCACAGCCUGGAAGAUUUCAAUGGCAUUGCCUGGAUUGAGUUUCUGAACUGCACCGACAAUUUAGGAGAGAUUCUGACCCACCUGAGAGAAGGAAACUUGAAGGGUGCACAGCUCCUUUGGCUCAGAUAUGAGGGACAGAUUGCAGCAGAAUUCGAUGAGAACAAGCUUGAAGCUGUGCUCGGUGCCAUCCCAGAGGACCUGUCGUCCCAAGACCUCUGUCCUUGGUUUAGGACAGUUUUUGUUCCUUUUGUCAGGAGAAUACUCCCAAAAGGGCAGAAAAUCUUGGCAAGGUGGUUGGAGCAGAGGGCAAGGAAUCUCGAGCUAACAAAAAAGAGUGACUGGCCCCAGAAUGGCUUAGACCUGGCAGUGCUUGGACUGCCCUCUUUAUGGACAUGGAUGAAAUCUGGUGAUAAUUAUGGUGCAGAAGAAGUAGAAAAACUGAAAUCCCUGGUCUCCAACCUCCGUCAGCUGCUGGACCUCCACUGUAAAUACAACUGCAGGCUUUCACUUUCAGUCUUUGAGAAGGGAAGCGUACGGAGUGUUGCGUUCUUUAUGCUGGACAACGUGCCAGCUCCAGAACUGAUCACUGCCACUGUGCAAAACAGCGUUCUGCCAUAUGCUGAUGAGCAUCAGAUUCCUUUGGAUGAGCUGCUCCUGCAGUACAUCAAGGAUCUGCUGGAGCGGUGCAGUUCUCAGACCACUACACUUUUCACAGAAUGGGAAGCCAAAGCAGUGGCUGUGCUGGGUUGCAUGACAGAUACUGAUUUGAUGGUGGAUGCUGUUCUGGAGAUCAUGCAGAAAGCUGUAGUGCCCUGGAGUAAUGUGGUGGAAAAUCUAGUUCAGCAGUACCUAGAGAUGGAUGGGCCAAAACAAGAGCUUUUAAAGGAGAGCUACCGUCUCAUGGAGAUAAGGAAACUUCUCAGGGGCUAUGGGAUCCGCAAUUUCAACCUCUCCAACAGCACUCAAGUUAUGACGCUGAUUAGAUACAUCCUGAAGCAAGAUUUACCAAUGUCUUUAGACGACUCCCUGACUUUAGCUGAGGCAUACAAACUUCCAACCUUGCAGAUAAAUUACUUGUAUCUCAUCCAGCUUAUAGGCCAAGGCAAGACUGAGGAAUGCAUGACUGUCCUGAAGAAGCUGUCCUCUUCAGAAGCUGAGCGUGUGGUUGAGCGCCUCACAUCCUGGGCUAGGCUGCAGCUGGAGGACAAAGUCCACAUAUCUGAGGAGCACAAGAAGCACCAGAUGGUCAUAGCUCAGGUGGUGGUGGAGGUUCUGAAAUACCUGCACAUAAUCCAAAAAAGUGAUGCUCUUAAAAGCAUGGAGUGUGAGAGUAACCUCGCCAUGUUCAAGGCGAUCGCCCAUCUACAGGAGGACUUUGAUAUUUUCUUCACCCCAUCUAACUAUGAAGAUCCAAGCAUCAGGAAACAGAUCCAGGAGCAUCACAUCACAGCCUAUGAAAACACACGUGGCCGCCAUUCAUCUAAGGGGAACACUGCCAUGACUCCCAUUGUGGCUAAUGAUCCAGAUGGCAAGACCAAGACUAUCUCCACAGAAGCUGGCUUGCGUCGUUUAGGAAGGCAGCUGCAGCGCACCGAACAGGAGCUCUGGUCUGACUUGUCCCUGCGAGCUUUGAAAGUGGGCAAAGUGGACAAGGCACUCAAGAUCCUCAGUGAGCUGUAUGAACACCACUAUAACACCAGCACAGGGAAGGUGCUGUUCACUGCUGCCAAGACAUUAUGCCAGAUGCUGGAGGCAGAUGUGCCCAUGGUGCUCCCUGAUGACAUGGACUUGCCAGCAGUCAUUCAUAAUCUGGCCUGCCAGGCCAUCACAGUGUGCCACUCAGAUCUGCUCCUGGACUGUCUGGAGCUGUGCAAGUGCACACGGACAGCUAUGGACGUCUAUCAUCAGUGUCAGUUAUCAGACAACUAUGGCUUCAUAGCCAAGGAUUUGAACCUGGAAGCAGAAAAAGAUCCAUAUUCUCAGUGGAGUUUUCAUGAUGUUUUUAAUGAAGAUUGCAUUGUUCUGGACCCAGUGUCUGUGCUUCCCGUCCAGUAUGAAAUUACCAACUGUCUGCUGCCUAUUCCUCAGGAUACUAAACUCUAUCCACUGGACUGUUCCUGUCUGUCUCACUGCUCAUUUGAAGAUGGUUCAAACUACAUGCGGCCCCUCCUGGGACCCCUGUCCAACAUGUUGCAGAUGUUACAGGAGUGCAGUCAGCUGGAGCUAGCCCUCAGAGUGCUGGUCAACUCGUACUGCAGCUGCUUGCAGCACGUCACCUCUAACGUAAUGGACAUAAAGCUAGGCAUCCAGCUUUAUGAUGCCCAAGCGCUUAAGAUGUACAAUAAAUGCUUGAGUGAGCUCCGAAAGACAACUACAUCUUCUCUGAAUGCUGUGGCUGUGGCCCUUCUGAACAAGGUGUUCAACUGGAGGGUUGUAGAUUGUGAUUUGGCUAUUGCACUCUGUACACUCCUCUCCAAAGCAGAAGUCUUCAAAAUACUGUGGAAGGUUAUUGACAACACCUGGCAAAAUUAUGACAAAAUCUUGUCUGUUGCCAGGAUUGGGGCUGAUCUCUGCUGCUUAUAUGAGGAGGCAGAGGAGCAAGAGAAGUUUCUCUCUGUCAUCACUGAUGCUGAGUGGGGCAUCAAGCUCGGGAAAUUAGAGAUAUCGAUCCAGCCAGUGUUCCGUCAGCGGCCUGAGAUGAAGAGUAGCCUGAUCCCUGUUCUGGUGAAGAACAGGAGGAUCACCCCUGACAUUAUCCUUCAGUACUGCGGCACCUUUGGUCUAGACUGUGACCACAUGAUCAACCAGUACAUUACCACCUUGCUCCUGCUCCAGGAGGAGGAGGACGGCGCAGGUGACCCAGGUACAGGGCAGGGAGAGGUGCAGCCUCUGUGUCAUGCAGACGCACUGGAACGAGUCCUGCAGGUUAUCCCGAUGUUACACAGCACGAGUGAGCUCACCGGCAGUCUCUGUGCUGCCCUGUUCAAGCUCAGUCCUUAUAACUAUGAGAGGAUUGAAGUAGUGCUGAAGAUCAUACAGGUUGCAGAUGAGAAUGUGACCAGCUUUUCUGUUAGUCAGGCAAUGGGCCUCCUUCAGCACCUGAAGUCAUACAAGCGAGUCUCUCCUCCAUCAGACAUGGAGAACACGUAUCUUUUGGAAAACGGCUUGCUGCCAAACCCCUUGUCCAAGAGUAGGCUGCCCUUCCACCUGCUGAUGCAGAGCAAACAUUACUGGAAAAUUGUCUCUCCUGAACUCAGUGAGGAGACCUUCUGCAUAAUCACAUAUGAUAGAUUUAUCAGUUUAUUCAUAAACCUUGACAAGUUAUACAUGUCAGCAGUAAAUCAUGUGUUUGAGAAAAAGAUGAAACCUCUGCUCUUAGAGCAGAGGAAAAGGGCUCAGGGUCGUGGCUACAAUAAGGAGACUUUCAAGGUGGCCAAGACCAUGAUGACAUACAUCCAGUGCAUCCAGAGCCCACAGUGGGCUGCUGCCACGGCCCACAAGAUCACCCAGGAGCUGCCACCAGGCCUGGAGAAGACUCAGUCACUUGGGUUCUGUUUGACUCUUGGAGAGGCAUGGCUAAAAGAUCCAAACCUUGAGGAGGCAGAGCGUGUCAGAGGGGAGACCUUUCUGUCCAAGCUGAAGCUACAGUUCCAGCGCUCAGCUACUGAGAACACCUUGAUUUCCAGCAAGCUGAACAGCCCGGAACAUUUGAAACUGAUCGGGCUGCCAGCUAGGCUCAUAGUGGCCCUGUACGAGCACAGCAGUGUGGAGCAGUGCUACAGCGACUUGGGAGGUCACGCUUAUCCUGACAUACACACUGUGGUUAAGGAAAUAGCCACAAUCAACAAUGUGGAUCUUCUGAAAAUCCGUAACAUGAUGCUGGAAAAAUGGAUCUGCAAAACAGGCCCAGCCAUGGCCAAGGAUAUUGGUAAUCAUGAAUGUGUCAGCAACAUUGAGGGGGACCCAGACUUAAUGAGGGUGGUGUACAUGCUCCAGGCCUGCCCCAUGGAUGACGCUGUUCGUCUUCUAAGCCCAGUUUUGUCUGCUGAAACCUGGCCCCUCAGCACUUCUGGACCUCGUCUGACCUUCUGCCAUCGAACUCGAGCUCUGCUCUGUCUAGUUCGCCUUGCUGAUGCGGCCACUCUCGAGGCUCGGUUGCAGAUCCCCAGAGCCAAAAUCCAAUAUUACCUGAAGUGCUACAUCUUUGUCUCUCAACUGGAGGCGCUGAAUAUCCCCUAUACGGUGCAGUCUUUCCUUAAUAGUCCCAAAGAGGGCUUGGUUAAAGGGCUGUGGAAGAACCACAGCCAUGAGCCACAGGCAGUGCGGUUGGUGGCAGACCUGUGCUUGGAGUACCAGGUGUACGACCCUCAGCUGUGGAACAGCCUGCUUCAGAAUCUGCUGGGCUUCAACUUGAUCAGCCACCUCCAGAAGGUUUUAGAUGCAGCAGUGGCUGUGCCUGCACUGUGGGAGAUUCCUAGCUUCUCCAGGACCUGGAGGAGCAUGAUACUGGCCCCCUUUGUCUCAGCUUCUGUUCCUCUGAGUCCUGAUCAGCAGGCGACAUUCUACAGGACCUUUGUUCUCCUCCUCAAAUGCCCUUUCCUGUUGAAUCUGGACUUGAUUGGAAUUGCCAAUCGUUUUGCACAGUUCAAUCUGCAUGCGUUUGCCCUGGGAACUCUCCUUCUCAUCCCCUGUGCCAGUAAAAAAGCUCAGCAGAUCCAGGGCUUUCUGUCCGUCUGUAACCCAGUCGCCAUCCUUGAACAGACAGAAGAGCUUAUGAACACUGGGGAAUUGGCUGGAAUCCCCUCACAGAUCAGGGAGUCUGUGUUAACUUUCAUCAGCGAAAGCAGGCAACACCACAGACUGCUCAAGACCAAACACUUCGAGCACCUGAAGCAGCUCAUAGUGUCAAGUGGUCGGCCCAACCAGGUGAAAGACUUGGUGGACUACCUGGUCAGCCAGAACUGUCAGGAUGAUGCUGACUCGCUGGCUCGUGACUACAUGAAACACAGAGAGCAGAAACGAGGGCAAACGCUGACAAACGGCUCACCUUCCCCAGGCUGCAUGAAGGACUUUCUCAACAUGUAAAAUGGAGUUUCAGGACGAACCCUCUUCUUUCUGCUAUACAGCAGAAACGGGCACAACUUCCCCCACUGUCAAGGUGAACAGACAAGGGAAAAACUAACUGAAAAGCAAAAAGGCCCCUCUGAACUACACUUUUCAGACCCUGAUCUCUCAGCAGCUUGGUUCAUGGCCACAAAGGAGCAUCAUCCCAAACAUUUAAAGAUUUUAUGUCUGUUUUUUGUUGUUGUUGUUGUUGUUUUUUAGAUGAAACUAAAAACUGAUCAAGUUUCAGGUUAGAGUUAGAAAAGGACAACAAUCACAUAUGCACAUAUGUAGGCAGGUGGGCGAAUGACACAUUGACUUCCCUUUCAGGUUCACUUGAAUUCUAAAGCUGAUUACAAAAGUAGGAAGUUGUGGCUGGGAGUGUUAGUCUUAUGUUUAUCUUCUGAUAUCUUUGUUGAAAUGACUAAUCAAAGGCUGGGUUUACAGUACACGUCAUCCACAUACAGUAGGUCUGUGUUGUAAAACCUUUACAUUAUGUUUAUUGUCUUAGUUUUAUUUGUUUAGUAUUGAGGAUUUGAAUCGUGUUUGAUUCAACUCGACAGUGAGAAUAAAAAAAACUACACCAAAUUAUCUCCUUGUAAGAUAAAGGUUAGCAUAUAUCUCAUAUACUGUAUUUGCUAAUGCAGAUUAUACUGUCAAUCAUAGAAGGCCAAGCAUUUCAUAUAAUGUUGAUAAAUGUUGAUAAUUUAAAGCCAAAACAAUAAGGCCUUAUACCCACUCACACUCUUCUUGCAGUUUAGUCAUCUCAAUCUGCAUCUGUGCAACUUCCUGUUGUUCUGAAUCCCUGCACUUUGACACGUCCUCACACACAGCAUUUCUAUUGCACAGGUCAAGCCAUUAUAAAG
Molecule: messenger RNA, 7858 nt
Organism: Monopterus albus (swamp eel)
Lineage: Eukaryota; Metazoa; Chordata; Actinopteri; Synbranchiformes; Synbranchidae
Gene: kntc1
Product: kinetochore associated 1
Exons: 63
Coding region: 339-6974 (2211 amino acids)
Biological process (GO): mitotic spindle assembly checkpoint signaling; protein localization to kinetochore involved in kinetochore assembly; mitotic sister chromatid segregation
Cellular component (GO): cytoplasm; RZZ complex; kinetochore microtubule
Molecular function (GO): small GTPase binding
Source: RefSeq, a predicted model, not a curated record